AUGUCUGCGCAAAACGUGGCUCUGCCGUUCGACGAUUGGGAUUCGAUUCGCGUCAAGACAGCAGACACUAGCCUCUUCGCCCGCUAUGACGGUACUGGCCCAGCAAUUUUGCUACUGCAUGGAUGUCCGCAACAUUCUCUCAUGUGGCACAAAGUAGGGCCGCUGCUGUCUUCCAAAUACACUGUUAUUGCCCCCGACCUACCCGGCAUGGGCCAAUCGACCCUGAGCGAGUCGGGAAAGUAUACUUCCGCGGCAGCUGCAGAAGCCAUUGUAGCACUGUUGGAUCUCUUGCAUAUCGAAAAAGUGGCUGUAUUUGGCUAUGACAAAGGUGCUUCAGUUGGAUCUGUGCUCGCAUGGAGGUACGCCGAACGAGUGGUGUCUUUAAGCGUUGGAGAAUAUGCCCUCCCAGCAUUUGGUCACGAAAUUUUCCAAAAUCCAGACCCCUCUAGGAACCUAUACGGACAUUGGCAUCUAGCCCUAUUUUCUGUCCCUGAAGCAGCUGAAUUUCUCAUCCGCGGACGUGAGAAGGAAUUUCUUAAUUGGUAUUUCUGGCACAGCUCCUAUGCCGCCGGCGCUCUCAUAUCUCCUGAUCAUGUCGAGCGUUACUCAGCAGCAUUAUCGAAACCAGGAUAUCUUCGCUCUAUGACAGAGUUUCUCAAUGGUAAUAUUUGGCGCGAGAUUGAGUAUUUCAGGCCGCUGAGAGAGGACCCGAUUCGGGUUCCCUUGACUGUACUUUGGGGAGAAGCCAGUAUGGUAUCUGAGGAAUUCAGCCAGAGCUUAUGGGGACCUACGGCAACUUCGGUUAAGACAGUAUUUGUACCAAAGGCUGGACAUUGGCUAGCGGACGAAAACCCAAGGUGGUUGGCAAAAUUUAUCGACCAAAAUGUUGCCAGCGCUGCUGUUGAGCCUUCUGUUGUCGAUCUAAGUUAUUUAGAGGAUCAAAUCACCAUGAUGUAG
Trichoderma virens Gv29-8 is the source of this 957-nucleotide messenger RNA. RefSeq lists its product as uncharacterized. The record is from RefSeq and is a predicted model, not a curated record. NCBI's taxonomy places the organism in Eukaryota, Fungi, Ascomycota, Sordariomycetes, Hypocreales, Hypocreaceae. The coding region runs from base 1 to 957 and encodes 318 amino acids. The transcript has 3 exons.